CUGUUCGUACUUCUAUUAUCUCACAUACUUUAAAGAUAUGGAGAACACCCAACUCUGAAAAUUGCGUGAUGAAUCAUGAAUUGCAUGCGCUGUUUUUUGUUUGUUUUUGUUAUCCUCAGUUUUAUGCAUGAUAAGAACUGCACUUAUACGUUAUCAAACUGCGUUCUUGUUAUAGCAGCCUGCCCUCCAAAGCAAGAAAGAAUUCAUUAAUGGAGAUGAUUUUGUUAUUUUUGUAUAUCUUAGUGUUUCCAUGCAUCCCUGGAGAUGCCAGGUUUUAUGGCAGUGCUUUUACUACACGAGGAAAUAAACACUUUGAAUUAUAUCCAAGUGGCCAUAUCAUUUAUAGAGAAAAUUCUGCUGUCACAGGCCUCACAGCAACAAAAUGCAAUUUGUUUUCAGGGAAGUGGGUUCAUGAUGUCUCAUAUCCACUGUAUAAUGCUGCUGGUUGUCCGUACAUUGGUACUCAAACAAAGUGCAGACCAAAUGGGAGACCAGAUUCUGACUAUGAGAAGUGGAAAUGGCAGCCAGAUGGGUGCACCAUUCCAAGGUUCAAUAGUAAUGAUAUGCUAGAGAAGCUCAGAGGAAAGAGAUUGAUGUUUGUUGGGGACUCGAUAAGCAGAGGUCAGUUUGAGUCCAUGGUCUGCCUUAUUCAGGCAGGAAUUCCAAGCAACAAGAAAGUUAUGGCUGAUAAGAUGCCUCUCGCAACAUUCAAAGCCCUGGAUUAUAAUGCUUCUGUCGAAUUAUUUUGGGCUCCAUUUUUGGUUGAGCUGGAAACCAAUAAAAAGGGGAAAACAAUUCUUCACUUAGAUUCUAUAGCAAAUAAUGGAAAGUAUUGGAAGGAAGCAGAUAUCCUGGUUUUUGAGUCAUCCCACUGGUGGGAUCAUACUGGUGGAAGUAGUGGAAAAACAUGGGACAUAGCCAUGGAAGGCAAUAAGACGUAUAGCAGUAUGGACCAUAUGGUUGCUUACAAAAAGGCGCUUAGUACUUGGGCAAAUUGGGCAAAUUCACAUAUAGAUUUCAAAAAAUCAAUGGUAUUUUUCAGAACCAUGGCACCUCGCCAUACAAGUUGCGAGAAUGAGAGGGAGCCUGUGCAGCACACAUCUGCAUACAAUCCUCCAUUACCUCCUCAGGUGCCAAUACUAAAACAAGUUGUGAGCUCCACAAAAUUACCUGUUGUUUUGAUGGACAUUACAAGGAUGUCCCAGCUACGCAAGGAUGCACAUCCCUCAAAGUAUAAUUCCCCUCAUCCAAGCGGUAAUGGAGACUGUAGUCAUUGGUGUUUAUCAGGGGUUCCUGAUAUAUGGAACGAGCUUUUGUAUUCCUUAGUGGGUAAAGGAAGGCAUUAAGGCUGGGCUUUCAUAGAAAGAAAUAAAGUUUAUGGGUUCCAGCAUUGAUAAGUGGUGGGUACAUUGAAUCCAGUUACAUCACCUCCAUUACCAAAGAUUGUCUAUACAUGGUGCUUUCUUGGCCCAUCUCUACGUCUUUUCUUGUAACUUAUUAUCACAUUUUCAUUCGUAAAUCUAUACACGUCCACCCAGUUUUCUUCUAGCUGAAGUUAACUUCAAAUACCAAUGAUUUAUACUUUUACUCUUUA
Molecule: messenger RNA, 1594 nt
Organism: Cryptomeria japonica (Japanese cedar)
Lineage: Eukaryota; Viridiplantae; Streptophyta; Pinopsida; Cupressales; Cupressaceae
Product: protein trichome birefringence-like 36
Exons: 5
Coding region: 210-1346 (378 amino acids)
Cellular component (GO): Golgi apparatus
Molecular function (GO): O-acetyltransferase activity
Source: RefSeq, a predicted model, not a curated record